AUGACCCUAGACUUUACCUUCACCGUGGAAUUGGAAAAUACUGUCAAAAAAGACCGUGCUUCUAUUUUGCUUGACUUUACAAGAAUACAAUAUGGGGAUAUAUACAUCUCAGUAAUAGCUAAUUUGAUGAUAAAUAACAUAAUGGAUAGUAUUAGUGCUACAAAGACAAACAAUAAAAUAAGUUUUGAUUUGAAUGAAUAUCCAAUAGAAGAUAUUUUUAUAGAUAAUGGUUCUUCAGAAAUAAUUAGUGAGCAACUUGAUCAUAAUUUAGUGGAGAAUGUUGAGAAAGAAAACUCCAUUUUAAGUCUGAAUAAUGCAACAAAUGAAGAAGUCGAUAAAGACGGAACUGAGACAAAUUGUGUUCCAUUUGUUGGUCAAAUUUUUCUUAGUGAAGAAGAAGCCUAUGUCUUUUAUAAGAGAUAUGCUUAUCAACAAGGGUUCUCAAUUAAAAAAGGUAGAUUCGUAAAAAAGAAUGGGGUUAUUUGCAGACGUGAUAUUUUUUGUCAUCGUGAAGGUAAAGCAUCCUUGAAAAUAAUGGAACCAUCAAAAGAGCAGAGAAAUAGACAAUCCUCAAAGUGUGAAUGCAAAGCUCAUUUACGAAUCAAAUUACAAAAAUCUCAUGAUAUGUUUCCAACUGAGUGGCGAGUCACAUCGUUUAUUGUCGAACACAACCAUGGUUUGCUAACCCAAACAGAGGUGCGUUUUUUACCGGCUUAUCGAAUUAUCUUAGAAGAUGACCGUGAACGCAUUUUCUUAUUAAAAGAAGGUGGGCUUUCGGUUAGACAAAUAAUGCGGGUUAUAGAACUAGAGAAAAAUGUGAAGCAUGGUUAUCUUCCAUAUACUGAAAAGGACAUUCGCAAUCUUUAUGUGAAAGCUAAUAAAAAAAUUGAAGGAAGUGAUGUCAUGGAUCUUUUGAAGUAUUGUGAGGGUGCAAAAAAAACUUCCUCUAAAUUUCAAUAUGCUUAUACACUUGAUGAAGAAAGAAGGUUAGAGCAUAUUUUUUGGUCCUCGGCUUCUUGUUUUGAUUGGUACCAAAAAUACGGUGAUGUUGUUGUGUUUGAUACUACAUACAAGGUUAAUUCUUAUGAAAUGCCAUUUGGGAUUUUUGUGGGUAUGAAUAAUCAUGGAAAGACUGUACUUUUUGGAUGUGCACUCUUACGAAACGAAACGGUGUAUGCAUUUCGUUGGCUAAUGAAGACUUUUAUAUCUUUGAUGAAGAAGCCACCAACGACUAUACUAACCGAUCAAGAUCCAUGGAUGAAAGAAGCAAUCUCAAAAGAGUUUCCAUCGACAAAACAUAGUUUCUGCAUAUGGCACAUAACUUUCAAGUUUAGUUCUUGGUUUAAUGCUCUACUUCGAGACAAAUAUGCUAAAUGGUGUUCUGAAUUUUAUGAGUUGUAUAAGUUAGAGACAUGUGAAGAAUUUGAGCAUCAAUGGCCAGAAGUUGUUGCUAAGUAUAACUUGCAGUCAAAUAAACAUGUGAAAGGAUUGUAUGAAAUCAGAAAUUAUUGGGCACUCGCGUAUCUUCGUGAUCAUUUCUUUGGUGGAAUGACAACCACAGGAAGAUCGGAGAGUAUUAAUGCUUUCAUUAAAAGAUUCAUCAAUUCUCACACAAGUUUAACUGACUUUGCAAAGCAGGUUGAUGUAGCAAUUGAUGAUAUUAAGCAAAAAGAAGACCACGAUAUAAUGUUAGAGAAGUGCAAAGGAUCAAAUAUGAAGUUGAUGUCACCUUUACAAGAGCAAGCUCAAUGUGUUCUCACUCGUUUUUCUUUUCAAAAGUUUCAAGAGGAGUUUGCGAGGUCCUCACAAUAUUCAAUUGAUCAUGAAAAUGGUAAUGUGUUUGUCGUGCGGUUUUAUAAAGAUAUUAAUAGUAGGAAACAUGUAGUGUUUUGGGAUGGUAAGGUAGCUACAUGUAGUUGCAAGCUCUUUGAAUUUUGGGGGAUAUUAUGUCGUCAUAUUCUUAGUAUUUUUCUUCAUAAAGAUUGUCAUGAAAUCCCUUCUAACUACUUGCCUUCACGGUGGUUGCUUCAAGCAUCAUACGAUGAUAAUGAUGUGGAGUCUCAAGUUAAUGUUGUUGGUGAGGAGCAAGUACUAGAUUGUAACAAUGAACCUCAACCACAACAUGUUGUUCAUUGUCCUCCAAAAUCCAAACCUAAAGGUCGUCCCAAACGACGACGACUUAAAGGUGGAAAAGAGCUAUCACAUAAUAUGAACACUUGUGGAUUAUGCAGAGGUUUAGGACAUAACAUUGCCACAUGCCCACUUAAGGAAAAGAAAAAGGCAAACAAAAAAAAGAAAAUUUGUGACGAUUCAAAUUUAAAUCCAAUUCUCCUUCCAAAAGUUUAG
Messenger RNA from Medicago truncatula (barrel medic), 2346 nucleotides. Its product is annotated as protein FAR1-RELATED SEQUENCE 11-like. Bases 1 to 2346 code for a protein of 781 amino acids. Gene Ontology annotation, molecular function: zinc ion binding. Gene Ontology annotation, biological process: regulation of DNA-templated transcription. The record is from RefSeq and is a predicted model, not a curated record. The transcript is spliced from 4 exons. NCBI's taxonomy places the organism in Eukaryota, Viridiplantae, Streptophyta, Magnoliopsida, Fabales, Fabaceae.